AUGGUGAAAGUUAGAGUGAACAGAUUUGGCGAUAUUGGGUGCCUGGUCACCGGGGCAACUUUUAACUCUGGCAAAGGGGAUAUUGUCCUCAUUAACGACCCCUUCACUGACCUCAACUACAUGGUCUGCAUGUUCCAGUAUGAUUCUACUCAUGGCAAAUUCAAAGGCACCAUCCAGGCUAAGAACAGGAAGCUUAUCAUCAAUGGGAAAUCCAUCUCCAAAUUCCAGGAGGGAAAUCCCACCAUCAAAUGGGGUGAUGCUGGUGCUGAAUAUGCUGUGGAGCCCCCUGGUAUCUCCACUACCUUGAAGAAGUUUGGGGCUCAUGAAGGGUGGAGCCAAGAGGUCAUCACCUCUGCACCUUCUGCAGGUGCCCCCAUGUUUGUGAUGGGUGUGAACCAUGACAAGUAUGACAAAUCCCUCAAGAUUAUCAUCAAUGCCUCCUGCACUACCAACUGCCUGACCCCAGCCAAAGGCAUCCAUGAUAACUUUGCCAUCAUGGAGAGACCCAUGACCACAGUGCAUGCCAUUACUGCCACCCAGAAGACCAUGGAUGGCACCUCUGGGAAGCUGGGGAGUGCUGGCCAAGGGGCUUCCCAGAACAUCAUCCUUGCUCCAACUGGUGCUGCCAAGGCCAUGAGCAAGGUCAUCCCUGAGCUGAAUGGGAAACUCACUGGCAUGGUCUUCCAUGUUCCCAUCCUCAAUUUGUCAGCUGUGGAUCUGAUUUGCCAUCUGGAGAAAGCUGACAAACACGAUGACAUCGAGAAGGUAGUGAAGCAGGCAUCAGAAGGCCCCUCAAGGGCAUCCUGGGCUGUACUGAGGACCAGAUUGUCUCCUGCAACUUUAACAGUGACACCCAGUCCUCCACCUUCAAUACUGCUGCUGACAUUGCCCUCAAUGACCACUUCAUCAAGUUCAUUUCUUAGUAUGACAAAGGAGUAA
This is a messenger RNA of Phyllostomus discolor (pale spear-nosed bat), 939 nucleotides long. Its product is annotated as glyceraldehyde-3-phosphate dehydrogenase-like. The record is from RefSeq and is a predicted model, not a curated record. Gene Ontology annotation, molecular function: NAD binding; oxidoreductase activity, acting on the aldehyde or oxo group of donors, NAD or NADP as acceptor. Lineage: Eukaryota; Metazoa; Chordata; Mammalia; Chiroptera; Phyllostomidae.